Messenger RNA from Capronia coronata CBS 617.96, 1095 nucleotides. Its product is annotated as myo-inositol 2-dehydrogenase. Gene Ontology annotation, biological process: NADPH regeneration. Gene Ontology annotation, molecular function: oxidoreductase activity; nucleotide binding. The coding region runs from base 1 to 1095 and encodes 364 amino acids. Lineage: Eukaryota; Fungi; Ascomycota; Eurotiomycetes; Chaetothyriales; Herpotrichiellaceae. Gene Ontology annotation, cellular component: cytoplasm. The record is from RefSeq and is a predicted model, not a curated record. The transcript is spliced from 3 exons.
AUGGGCGAUACCAACAUCGGUGAAAAUGUGGGAACAGGCACCAAGGUCCUCAAUAUAGCAGUUGCUGGCCUGGGCCGCAUGGGAAAACGACAUGUCUCCAUACUCCUAGGUCGAGUCCUCAGAGCCAAUGUCGUCGCAGUAUGCAGUGUUGCGCCGCACGAAGUCGAAAGGGCUCGCAAGAAUCCGGACUAUAUCGACUUCAACGUAUCAGUCUACGACAACUAUGAAAACAUGUUAGACCACCCAGGUCUGCAAGCGGUUUGGAUCUCCACCAGCACAGACGUCCAUGCUGUCCAGACCAUCAAGGCUAUUGAGAAAGGGCUGCAUGUUCUUUGCGAGAAGCCGUUAAGCAUCAACCUGGAUGAGGUCUCGGCGGCGAUCCAAGCAGCUGAAUCCCGUCCGGAUCUGAAAGUGAUGGCCGGAUUCUCACGACGUUUCGAUGCCUCAUAUCGCGACGCCCACAAGAAGGUCAUGGACAAGGCCAUUGGUGAACCGUUCUUGAUCCGCAGCAACACAUGCGACCUGCUGGAUGACACGGGGUUCUUCGUCCAGUAUGCGAAGCGCAACGGCGGCAUCUUCGUCGACUGCACAAUCCACGACAUCGACCUGGCUUUGUGGUUCCUAGGCAAUCCCAAGCCCAAAUCAUGCUUUGCCGUCGGCACGUUGAGACACCAUCCUGAACUGGCCGAGUCACAGGACGUCGACAAUGGCGUGGCUGUGGUGGAGUUCUACGGCGGCAAGAUCGGCUACUUCUAUGCCAGUCGUACCCAGUCUCAUGGCCACGACGUUUGCACCGAGGUUACCGGUACUCAGGGGAAGGUCAUGGUCAAUGUCAUCCCCAGAGUUAACAACGUCGUCCUUGCUGACAAGAUGGGUAUGCGCCACGAAGUCCAGCCUGAGUACUGGCAAAGAUUCGAGGAAGCCUUUGUGACGGAGGCCAACGAGUUUGUCGAUAGUGUGCUCUAUGACAAGCCUGUUCCCGUACCACUGGAUGCUGGCUUCAUGGUCAUGAAAAUUGGACGCGCGUUGCAGGAAAGUCUAACCAUGGGGCGCGUCGUGAAAUUUGAUGAACAAGGAAACCAGAUGACGGAUUGA